UGUCGCACAAUUUGAAUUCUUGUAGUUUAGUUGUAGACUUUUGGAAUAUGGAAUGUAAUGUUACAGUUCAAUAAUGUUAUUUUCAGUAUAGCUAUGGCGAGUUGCAAAACAUUUCGGUGUAUUUAGGUUUGCUGUCAUUGUACCGUUGCUCUGACACCUGCAAGUACCAUUAGGAAAAACUUGUAUCUGUCAGUCAUUUGGCUAACUAACGUUAGCUAGCUGCCAGCGUAAUAUUAGUUAGCCCAUUACCUGCGUGAGCUAGCAAGCGACACCAGUUUGGUUACCUUUAAAGCUGGUCAUCCAGCCAGCUACCAACUAAUAAUUGUGAGGACGGUUGUGAGGAGAUAAACGAGGUCGGUCAGGAUAUUUCCCACAUAAGGAUUGGGUCACCACCCCCUGUCACACAGCCAUGGCUGACUGCAGCAUAGUCACUAUAGGGACCACUCGUAGCCUGCUGGUUGACUUCUCUGUGAAUGACUCCAGAAUGGCAGAGACCUCUAAGGAGCACACUUUCCUGGGCCUACCGGACGAUAUGGAUGACAUGCCUCGGGUGGAGACCAGGAUUGUUCUAGUGGGAGAAACCGGCAACAAUCCAGCUAUUGUGAAAGCACUUCAGGACAUCAAAAUAAUGGAAGUCCCAGUGGUAAAGAUUAAAGAAGGUGUCCCAGGCUCAGAGGCAGGCGAGAAAUUGAUAAAAUCUAUUGUAAAUAUGGACAUCAACAAGCCCUGCAUCAAGACCAACAAUGUCAAAGAGUUUGGUGACGGGGAGAACGCCGAGUUUGAGACAGUGUUUGUGCUGGCUGACUUCAAGUCUCCAGACUACGACUAUCUGUACAAGAAUGACAACCGCAUCGUGGGACCCCCUGUGGUGCUGCACUGUGCAGCCAGAGAGGAGCCCCUUCCGUUCUCCUGUCGGCCGCUCUACUCCACCACCAUGCUCAACCUUUCGUUGUGUUUCACGGGCUUCCGCAAGAAAGAGGAAGUGGUCAACCUUGUCAAUCUGGUUCACCACAUGGGCGGCACCAUCCGCAAAGACUUCAGCGCCAAAGUCACCCACCUCGUAGCACACUCGACUCAUGGAGAAAAAUACAGGCUGGCCGUCUGCAUGGGCACCCCCAUCCUCACCCCAGAUUGGAUCCGCAAGGCCUGGGAGCGGAGGGACGACAUUAAUUUCCAUGCUGGGGACGAGAGCUUCCGCACUGAAUUCAAAGUGCCACCCUUCCAGGACUGUGUCCUUAGCUUUCUGGGCUUCACAGAAGAGGACAAAGCCAAUAUGGAGGAGAGGACACUCAAACAUGGUGGCCACUACCUGGAAGUUGGGAAUGAGAAGUGCACUCACAUGGUGGUGGAGGAGAACUCCAUUAAGGAGCUGCCCUUCCCUCCAUCCAAAAGACUUUACGUCGUCAAACAGGAGUGGUUUUGGGGGAGUAUACAGAUGGAUGCCCGAGCGGGAGAGUCCAUGUACUCUUAUGAAAAGGCGGAGAGCCCGGCGAUGAAGAAGACGUGCUCGCUGCUCUCCCUCAACACGCCCAACAGCAACCGCAAGCGCCGGCGGCUGCGCGACACCCUGGCCCAGCUCACCAAGGAGACGGAGAUCUCGCCCUUCCCGCCGCUCAAGCGGCCCUCGGCCGAGCACUCGCUCUCCAUGGGCUCCCUGCUGGACAUCUCCAACACGCCCGAGACCUGCAAGACCCUGGGAGAGUGCAGAGUAGGGGGCAGGUGCAGGCCAGGCCGCAGUGAGCCGCUCCGCCAGCAGAGGAAGAGGAGGAGCAGCGGCACGAUGAAGAUUAGCCGAGAGGCUGGCAGGGCUAGGCAGGCAGACAGGAGGCAGACCGAGUGCUGGACGGCCUUCCAGCGCACCAGCACCCCCCAAAGGCUGGAGCCGGGGGCCCCCGAACCCCCUGAGCCUCCGCUGGACAUGGAGCUCCAGCCCGACAGCCCUCUGGGAUGUGCGGGAGUUGGCAGCGACAGGCAGGCAGCACCAGAGAUGGCUAAGCCGUCGAAGAGCUCCACGCCCGCCCUGCCCAAGCAGUCUGCCAGGUGGCAGGUGUCCAAGGAGCUGUACCAGACAGAGAGCAACUACGUGGGCAUCCUGGAUACAGUGCUCCAGCUGUUCAAGGACCCCCUGGAGAAGGAAGGACAGGUGGGAGGCCCCAUCCUGGCGCAAGAGGAGAUCAAGACCAUCUUUGGCAGCAUCCCAGAGAUCUAUGACGUGCACACCAGGAUAAAGGCGGACCUGGAGGAGCUGGUGAUGAACUGGUCGGACGACAAAAGUGUCGGUGACAUUAUCCUGAAAUAUUCUAAAGAGCUUGUUAAGGCCUAUCCACCGUUUGUCAACUUCUUUGAGAUGAGCAAGGAGACCAUUGUGCACUGUGAGAGACAGAAACCCCGCUUCCAUGCUUUCCUCAAGAUCAAUCAGGCCAAGCCCGAAUGUGGGCGGCAGACGCUCGUGGAGCUGCUGAUUCGUCCUGUGCAGAGGCUGCCCAGUGUGGCUCUCCUGCUCAACGACAUAAAGAAGCACACAUCUGAGGAUAACCCGGACAAAAUCACUUUGGAGAAGGCCAUAGAGUCACUCAAAGAAGUUAUGACGCACAUAAAUGAAGAUAAGAGGAAAACAGAAGGUCAGAAGCAAAUCUUUGAUGUUGUCUAUGAGGUGGAUGGAUGUCCGGCCAACCUACUGUCUUCUCACCGGAGUCUGGUGCACAGGGUGGAGACCAUUGCUCUGGGAGACAAGCCGUGCGAUCGCGGGGAGCACGUCACCCUCUUUCUCUUCAGCGACUGCCUGGAGAUUGCGCGGAAGCGGCACAAGGUCAUCAACACGUUCCGGAGUCCUCUGGGUCAGACGCGCCCACCUGCUCAGCUCAAGCACAUUGCCCUCAUGCCUCUGUCUCAAAUCAGACGGGUGCUGGACCUACAGGAGACAGAAGAGUGUCAGAAUGCCUUUGCGCUGGUAGUGCGCCCCCCUACUGAGCAGGAGAACCUGUUGUUCAGCUUCCAGCUGACGGCUGAGGACACACACAAGUCGGUGUGGCUCAAGACCCUCUGCCGCCAAGUGGCCAACACCAUCUGCAGGGCCGACGCAGAGGACCUCAUCCAGUGCACCGAUCCCGACUCCCUCCAAGUAAGCACCAAAGAUAUGGACAGCACACUGAGCAGAGCCUCCAGGGCCAUCAAGAAGACAUCAAAGAAGGUCACCCGGGCCUUCUCCCUGACCAAGACCCCCAAGCGUGUGAUCCAGAGGGCCUUCAUGGUCAGCAGCACUCCAGACAAGAGUCCCGGCCUGGCGUCCGAACACAUGAGCCGUGCCGGGAGCACCUCCACCCUGGCUGCUGUCCACUCUCCAUCUAUGGUGAACUUGCAUUCCAUGUUUGAGAGGAAGUACCACACCUUCAGCCGCUCGUCAACACACCUCAUUUAAUACUACUUGCCUGGAUUCCAGUGGGUCCUUAAGCUCUAAGAAAGUACUUACCAUUAACUAAUCCUCAGAGGUACAGCAAAUAUCUUCCACACUUUCAAGUGUAUCUUAACAAAAGCUUGGACAAAUAUUGUCUGGCUUAAAACAUGAAGGAUAAUUUUUGUGCAUUUGUUUCACUUAUCUGUUAUUAAACGUUUCAGGCACAUUUAAUUAACACGCAUAGAUAUGCAGUAACUGACCAAUUGAUAUAUUUUGUCUUCAUAGAGGGAUGUAGUGGUUUUCCUUAAUUAUUAACAAAUGAAAGUAUUCAUAACAUUUAAUGGGAACAAGCCUGUUGGUUUCGGUUACCUUAUCUUUCAGCUUUUAUAAAGCUAUUAUGUAUUUUACUUUUAUUACCAGUGAUCAGGAUUAGGGGGAAAUGAGUCACUCAAGAAUAGGCAUUCAUUCAUUCGUUUUGUGUAUGUUUUAAACCUGAUUUUAUGUUUGUUUUAUGUCUAUUUGAGUUUGUUUUAUGUCUAUUGUUUAUGUGUCUUUUGUGUAGCCUUACAUAUUUAUACAUCAAAAUCAUUUAUAUAAAUAGCCUAUUUGAAUGUUCCUCAGCAGUCCUCUUUUUCUAUUUAUGUAGUAUGCGUGUGUAUUCCUUUGUUUUUGUUUUUCUCUUUGUGCUCUCAGUGGCUCUACACUAUAUUUGCUGUCAACCCUUCUUAUCUUUAUCCUUUUUCUCUAAAGAAAAUAUGAGCAGGGUUCAUUCCUGUAAAUCAAUGCAAGUCACACACGCACACACAGGGCUGUGACUUAAAGAUAAUGACUUUCUACUUUUAAAUAUGAUUUCACUUGCUUUAUUUCAAUAAAAGAAGCAAAACUCAAUUAGUCAUUA
Molecule: messenger RNA, 4292 nt
Organism: Alosa alosa (allis shad)
Lineage: Eukaryota; Metazoa; Chordata; Actinopteri; Clupeiformes; Clupeidae
Gene: ect2
Product: epithelial cell transforming 2
Exons: 26
Coding region: 410-3418 (1002 amino acids)
Biological process (GO): intracellular signal transduction; nervous system development; activation of GTPase activity
Cellular component (GO): cell cortex; nucleus
Molecular function (GO): GTPase activator activity; guanyl-nucleotide exchange factor activity
Source: RefSeq, a predicted model, not a curated record